Hansenula ciferrii is the source of this 1899-nucleotide messenger RNA. It is a transcript of the gene HOS3, whose product is annotated as histone deacetylase. Lineage: Eukaryota; Fungi; Ascomycota; Saccharomycetes; Phaffomycetales; Wickerhamomycetaceae. The record is from RefSeq and is a predicted model, not a curated record. The coding region runs from base 1 to 1899 and encodes 632 amino acids. Gene Ontology annotation, molecular function: histone deacetylase activity. Gene Ontology annotation, cellular component: nucleus. The transcript has a single exon.
AUGACUAGCCCAUUAGAUGAAUUAGCAAUCUCUAUUGCGGAUUUGAGCAUUCAUCAAAAUAAUAAACAAUCCCCAUAUAUUAUCAAGAGUGAUACUCCAGAACCUGUUGAUGAUUUAUCGAACUUUAAAGAAAAGUUCAGAGAUUAUUUAAUUAAAUAUAAAGAAGUUGCUGAAAAUGCUAAACACAUUCCAAAUGGUGAAAAAACUAUGAUAGUCUUAUCACCUUUAUCAUUAAAACAUGCUUUUGGUAGAGAUUGGGUAUCUAAAACUUAUAUUUCAACCAUUGUGGAAAGACCUCAAAGACUUUUAGCUACUUCUAUGGGUAUCGCUGCUGCAUUUUCAAUGUUCCCAUCACAAUAUACAUUAGUUUCAUCAAAGAAAAAAUCCCCAUUAAAUAGUCCUCAUGUUUUAAAAAUUCAUGGUAAAAAUUGGCCUAGAGACUUAGAGGAAAAAUGUCUUGAAAGUGAAGCUAAAUUAGCUGCAGGUCAAAUUGAAGUCCCAGAUGAUUGGAACAGUGGUGAUAUUUACUUAACAAGAGGUACAAUUGAUGCUAUUUCAGGUGUCAUUGGCUCUAUUGAAACUGCUAUAGAUACAAUAUUGGAUUCUGAUAUCAAUACACCGAAGAGAGCUUUUGUUGCAAUUAGACCACCGGGUCAUCAUAGUCAUCCCUGUGCUCCUUCUGGGUUUUGCCUCAUUAAUAAUGCUCAAAUAGCUAUUGAAUAUAGUGCAGAUAAACAUGAUGUUACCCAUGCUGUUAUCUUAGAUAUUGAUCUUCAUCAUGGUGAUGGAUCACAAGAUAUUUGUUGGCAAAAGGCAGGUUUUGAACCGGAUUUUGGUGAAUCCGCUGCUGGUUAUGAAACUGAAAGUGAUGAUGAUUCAUCUUUUAAGAAAGAAGCUACUGAACCAAAGGUUGGUUAUUUCUCAUUACAUGAUAUUAAUUCAUUCCCAACAGAGUUAGGUUAUGCAACUGCAGGUAAUAUAAAAAAUGCAUCAACUUGUAUAAUGGCUCAUGAUUUGGGUAUUUGGAAUGUUCAUUUACAACCUUAUGAAAAAGAAGAAGAUUUUUAUAAUGAUUAUAAAGAACGUUAUACACAAGUUCUUAAAAAAGCUGAUGAAUAUUUAUCAAAUGCUAGAAGAAGUUAUGAAUUAGAAAAUGCCAAAAAUCCAAAUAAAAAACCUUUUAAAGCUUUAAUUGUUAUUAGCGCUGGAUUUGAUGCUUCAGAAUAUGAAGUUCAAACAAUGCAACGUCAUGGAGUUCAUGUUCCAACAUCAUUCUAUGCCAAAUUCACAUCAGACGCUAUUAAACUAGCCAAAAGACAUUCAAAUGGCUCAAUUUUAUCAUUAUUAGAAGGUGGUUAUUCAGAUGGUGCAUUAUCAUCAGGUGUUUUCUCUCAUUUAGUUGGAUUACAAGAACUAAAAUGGGAUCAAUCAUGGGGUAGUCCAGAAGUUGUAAAAGAAUUAGUUAAAGGUUGUAAACCAAAAUGGAAUUAUACAAAAUCACCAAGUACUGAAAUUAAAAAAUGGACAAAUGAAGUUUGUUCAAUUGGUAGAUCAUUAUUACCAAAUUCAAUAAUAUCACCAAUUACUAAAAAUGUUAAUGGAACUCCUAGUUCAGAAACACCAAGUACUGGUAGAGUUUUAAGAUCUCGUAAUUCAAAUUUCCCACCUGCUCAAAAAAUGGUUCAAGAUGAUGUUGCUAUACCAAUUGAUGAUGUUCAUGUAACUCCAACACCAAUUCCAAAAACUGAACCAAUUGAAGAAUCAACUCCAACUCCAACUCCUUUACUGAACCACACUUCACAUGAAGGUGAAAUAAAAAGUGAACAUGAAGGUGAAUUCGUUAAAAAUUUCAAAAAAGUUGAUGGAAAUUGGAAAAUAAUACCCAAACAUGAAAUCUAA